UGAGCUGCCAAUAUGUUUUAUUUAUGAAAAAUGUGUCAUCAUUUUUUAAAUGUUUUUGUAGGGGUGGUAGGACUGACCUGGAGCCGUUGGUGAUGAGGAUGCUUUCCCUGAUGGUUAAUGUGCAAUAGUACCAAACCAGCACGAAAUUGACGAUCGCAUCAAGGAAUCUAAAGUCAGGAUAACAGACAAAUUAUUGAUUUAGAUAUGCGGUACAUGCAUUGUCCAUAUAGUAAAGUCAUGGUAACUGACAAGGUAGCAGAACAUGCUAAUAUUUACCUGUAGCUCACAAAGAAAUAGCAUACAAAGGAGAGCAGCAGCAUGAUGACUGUGAGGUACAGCUUAAACUUCUCGUAUUCAUCUUUGUAGGCAAAUCUGACAGAUAGGAAAUAGAAGAUAGGACAAAUGCAGGCCUCAAUUUACAAUAUAAAUGAUUAAAUGUGUCAUUGAUGAUGGGAAAUAAGGAAUCUCUUGGCUUAGAUAUGUGUUUCUUACUUUGACUGCUUGCUGAAAAGAGUGACAUUCACAUUUCCAAGAACCAGACUGAGGUACAAACUGAAAUAUGAAUAUGAAUCAUAUUAUUUUUCUGGUGUAACUUUACACAAGGUAAUAAAUGCAAAUGAGCUGUUUUUAAAAAAUGUGUAUAUCAAUCAUAGCAAUGAGAUCAGCUUUUGCUUUUAAAAAUCAGUUUACCCAUUUUUAUUGGGAAGGAAUGCUUCCAUUUCAAAGAAAGCAUUUGGUCGCAUCUUUAUCUUCUCAUUUAUUUCAUUCAACAUCUUGGCAUCCUCUUCUGAAGGUCCUUUGCUGCAUCUGAUGGAUGAGAUAAGUGCAUAAGAUGGCCAGGUCUGUUAUAUUGACACAUUUCUGUAUACUGUGUGUGUACGACCGGAUGUUCUUAUCUGUACUGCAAUUGUGUUUGUGUGUGUAUAAAAUGUACCUUUUCACGAGGGAGGACACCUCUUUCAGCCUGUUGCGCUGACUGGAAAUGGAGGACGAGCAGUUUUUUUGUAGCUUGGAAACGUCAUCCAGUUUUUGUAAGUACAUUUUGUGUGUUUCCUGGACCAGAAGAACAUGGUGAUAUCACAAGCAUUUAUCUUUGUAAACUUUAGGAAUUAUAGAAACAAACGGCUGCUAUGUUUGAAUAAUCUGAUACUUUUAACUGAUAUUUGUCAUUUUCUUACCUGAAGUUGCUUAUAGUCUUCUUCCAUGCAUUUCCACUCCUCCAGACAGACUUUAAAACCUUGAGACAUUUUGUGAACACUUUAUCUUUCACACUACACCGAGAGCAGACCGAAAUAAUUUAACCAACAAGAAAUUACUUGCACAUAAUGCGAUGUUGAAGUGAUUCUCUCCAUAGACGGUUUAUUGCAUAAAGUGAACUUUGACUUGUGCGGAUGUGCAAGAUUUAGUCUUGGACAUUGCUCUGUAGAAAUGAUCUUGUUAUCACAUUGUUCAGUUAUCACCUACAGAGCUAAAGGGGAAAGGUUAUUAUUGACUAUAUUGUAUAAAUUGCAAAGACAGGACGUUCUAUAUUUGUUUUUCUAUAGCACUAUAUUUCAGCAUUUUAGUUUAAAAAGUGCAAAUUAACAGCAUCUAGUGGAUGAAAGCACGAAAUUGAUGAUAAACUAACUUGACUGCAAAUCGGUUUCAAGGGAGAUGAUUUUGCUAUUUAAUUUUUGAUGGCACAAAUGACUAAUUGGUGGAAUCAAUAAUUAUUUUAUUAGUUUGUUAAAACCUCUUGUGUUGUUUAUUUAUUUUAUUUUUUUGCUCACUGACAGCAGUCAAUAAGAGGAAUCGUACAAAUACAAUUAUUUUCAGUGUAAAAGAUUUAGUGCCGCUUUUAUUCUGAAAUGUCUGUACGGAAGUUUCAUUGUUUUGUUUAUAUGCGCAUGCGCAAUCAGCUGACGGUGGCCGGUGAGUGUUGUCUCAGCUGUGAGGUGUAGAUGAGAGGUCAGUUCGUCAGUUUAUUUCAUACAAAGUAGCUUGCCGCUUAUAUUGACAGAUAUCAAUUACCUCGUAUUAGGACUACAUAGGUUGAUCUACACGAAGAAAGAUCGGACACCAAAACAACUUGAUGAGAAAGCAUACAGACAGGAGAUGUGUGCUGCUAUGUAUGUCCUGUCGACGGUAACGGGCUACGUGCUCACCUCAGCCCUGCUGAUGAAAUGUCCUAAUCUUCUACACCGGAGGAAACGAGAACCUUUUCUCAGCAGACACAUUUCCCAUCGAGGAGGCGCUGGUGAAAACCUGGAAAACACCAUGGCAGCAUUCAAGCACGCUGUAGAUCUUGGCACAGACAUGCUGGAGUUGGACUGCCACCUGACCAAAGAUGAACAGGUAGUGGUGUCACAUGAUGCUAGCUUGCAGAGGGCCUCUGGCAUCAACGCCCACAUCUCCGAUAUGACCUACGCUGAGCUCCCGCCGUACCUCUGCAAGCUGGGUGUGACUUUUCAAAGAGAGUGUUUCUGCGAGGGGGGGGAGGACAAACGCAUCCCUCUCCUCAAGGAUGUUUUUGAGGCAUUUCCCAACACCCCUGUGAACAUUGACAUCAAGGUCAACGACGACAGGCUCAUCAAGAAGGUCUCUGAGCUGGUUGUUAACUACGACAGAGAGGAUCUGACGGUCUGGGGCAACGCUAGCAACAAGAUUGUAAAGAAGUGCUACACAGAGAACCCACGUAUUCCAGUGUUGUUCAGCCUUCCCAGAGUAUUGCAGCUGUUAGGCCUCUUCUACACUGGCCUUCUGCCUUUUGUUCCCCUCAAGGAGCAGUUUCUGGAGAUCCCCAUGCCUUCUAUUAUUACCAAAAUAAAGGGUCCCGACAGAUUAACAAGGAGUCAGAGAUUAAUUACCUGGCUGGCAGACACAUUGCUGAUGAGAAAGACUCUGUUUCAGCAUCUUACUGCCAGGGGAAUACAGGUGUACAUUUGGGUGUUGAAUGACGAGGAGGACUUCCAGAGGGCAUUUGACUUGGGAGCCACAGGAGUUAUGACAGAUUUUCCCACCAGGCUUAAAGAAUUCUUGGACCUGAAUGGCAUUUCUAAGCCCCAGUGACCUGCAAAAAUCUACCUUACCCACCCCCCCUACUCCCCCACAUAUGUGAUUAACCUACAAUCUGAGUCAUUGCUAAACCAGCCCCCCUCGACAAUGUGCAUCCACUUUCUCUGCAUGCAUUCCAGCAGGGCUCCGUUCAGUGUCUCAGGCUCUGCAUACUGCACUGGUACGAGGACCGAGCUGUUGAACUGGUGACACAAACAUUUCAUUUAAAUUACACCACACAUAUGCUAAAUAUUAUUACCUACCGACAGUUGUGUUCUUUGCAUAUUUGGAUCAAUUAAAAAAACAGCACAAUCUAAAGUUUCUUUAAAAUGGGACAAAAUGCUAAUCAAACUUCAGUGUUUGAAAGUCUUAUCAUCCUUGAAUUUCAUAACAGACAAUUGCUUUUGACUUGAGAUGUUAUGUUUUAAACAUCACUAAUAUCAAGAUACUGUAUAUGUUUGCCUUUUUCGAGUCUUUCAAGUAAAUUACAAUUUGCAGUAAUAUUCUUUGUUAAUUUACCAGCAGCUUUAGAAUGUUUUGAGAUACAAUACAUAUUUAUUUCCCGUUUUUACUAUCAGACUGUUGAUUGCAUGCAAUAUCCAAAAUGUAAGUAGUUUGAUAGAUCAUUUUUAUAUGUGCACUGAUGCAUCAAAAGUAUGCUACUUCAAAUAAAGAUAAAAUGGUGCAGUUUGACUACUGAGGUGGGUUGUGCCGCUGACCCUUAUUUAAAACUCAAAGGCACAUGAUUUUAUCAGCGGAUUUUAAAUAAAUCGUUGUGUGUUGUUUUUUGUAAUUUUGUUGUGUUUUAAGUGUAGUUUUUAGAUUUGAACCAUAUGAAUCGACUGAUUUUGCACAAAAACAUAUUUCAAUUUGAUGGUUUAAGUAAGAGGAUUGCCAUUUUCACACGUGUUUUAAGAUCGUACACAAAAUUCAACUUAAUAUAUAAUGUUUACAGCGUAUUGUAAAUAUGGUAGACAUAAUAUAUGAUUGAUUGCUUUUGCACUUCAAAUUUGAAAUGUAUUUAAGACAGCAGCUCUUCAUUUUGUGUUACAGUAAGACAAUCAAAAAUCAUUGGGAUUAUUAUAGCAUUUAAGAUUUAUAAUCCAAACAGGUGACCACAGAGAGAGGGUCAGUAAUGAAUAUAGUGGUUGUGGUUGAAAGUACUUUAUAUUGUUCUAUAUAUACAGUAUUGCUGCUUUAUUUUCUAUACUGUUGGGUAUUUUAUGAGUGCUGUCUGAGUGGUUGAAGUAAAAUCUGCACAGUGGUUUGUCAUAUGAAAGAUUUGUGAUUUACCAAUCAUACAUCAGAUCUUACAUUACUGAAUAUUUUGAUUUCUUUGCCUGUGCUGUACUGAGUGUGUAUUUGUUGUGCAUGCCUAAAUGAUUAUUUAUUGUAUAUGUUGCGUCUGAUUGUGUGUGUGGGACCUGGCUGUCUAUCUAAAUGCCUUAUCCCACAUUGAGUAUGACAUUUGAUUUCAAAUAUUGAAUCUUGAACAAAUACAUUUCUAUCAUUGCCAAUAAAAACUCAAAUGCUGUAA
This is a messenger RNA of Eleginops maclovinus (Patagonian blennie), 4570 nucleotides long. RefSeq names its product glycerophosphodiester phosphodiesterase domain containing 1 (gene gdpd1). The coding region runs from base 2095 to 3048 and encodes 317 amino acids. Gene Ontology annotation, biological process: glycerophospholipid catabolic process; N-acylethanolamine metabolic process. NCBI's taxonomy places the organism in Eukaryota, Metazoa, Chordata, Actinopteri, Perciformes, Eleginopidae. Gene Ontology annotation, cellular component: endoplasmic reticulum membrane. Gene Ontology annotation, molecular function: phosphatidylcholine lysophospholipase A1 activity; phosphoric diester hydrolase activity. The transcript has 11 exons. The record is from RefSeq and is a predicted model, not a curated record.